GUCUUCACACGCACUUGAGCUCGCCGUUUCUACUGGGCAGGGAGAGGCGGGAGCAUAGUCACUUGGUACUGGAGCGGAAGGUAAUCAGGUCGCAUUGGCCUCAGGUCAGAUGAUCCUCAAGGCAGAUCGGCCUGAGUGUAAAUAAGCCGCAGGACGUUUGGUUCUCGAAACACUUGGUACUCAAACCACUUGGUCUCUAAAAUGUCUCAGAGUGAUUGGUAAUUAGGGAAAAGUGUACCAAGUGGGAGUCAAACGGUUAAACAUCAAUUAUACAGCUUUGUGACUCGUCUCUGAUCGCCGCCACACACACACACAGACACACUCAGGCAGGUGAAGCGGGUGGAAGUGCAUUGUUAUUACCUCCAUGCGCCACGGUAUCCAUAGCGCCCCUCCAAGCCUUGCCCCUCCAAGCCUUGCCCCUAGACUCGGGUGUGUAGGAGGAAGAGGAGGAGGAGGGGCAAGGAGGAGUAUGGGUACCAUUCGCCCCAGUACCAAGUGACUGCAAACCAAGAGAGGCGUCCACGGUGCCACCAAGGAAGCCAAGGGUGCUGCCUGGAUGGGUUCAUCACUUUGGCUGGCAUGCCUGUCACCUCUCCAAGGUUGCCACGAAAAGUAAAACGUGUUUUACGGAUCAUCGUUACAUUCCAGCGCCUCUUAAUUGCCUACGAAAUGUUUACUUAACCUCUACACGCCAAGAAAUGAGACUUCAGUUCAUAAUCGUGCAUGAGGAGAAUAAUAUUUUGAAAUCCGCGCCAUGACGUCACAGCAGAGACAUCCUGCGCCCGCAGGCCAGUGUGUGCGGCGGUAUGUUUGCUUUGUGUGUCGUGUCAAUGGUAUGUGAACUUCUAACGUUUUAUUAGUUAUUUUCCCAACCAUGGUGCGUGACAUGGUGGCGGGAGGUGUAAUGGUGCACGGCGCGAUGGUGAGACAUGGUGGUAAUGGUGCAGAGCGAUGAAAUGCUGAAAUUACUGGCGGUGGCAGGGAGGCGUAGGCGUGGCGCUAGGACGGUGUAGUGAUGAUGACUUCCUUGGCAAGUACAGUACGAACCACUCCUGCCCGGCUAUCAACGACGCCGUCUGCGUGCCUCGGCCGCGGACAGCCCCGUGAUGGUCAGCCCUCCAAGUGUGCUCAUCUUAGCAAGGCCUUCCUCUCCCAGACGACCAAAACGCAUAGGGAGGUGUUCCACGCGCCCUUCUUCACCACCCGGUUCUGUACGGCCUGGACGGGGCUCUUCUGCCCGCUCUGCCUCGCCUGCCUCUCCUGCUUCCGGAGGGACAAGGACUCACUCAAGGUCUCCCUCAAAACCAUCGCACAGAACUUCAGGGACCGCGGCGUCACUUUCAGCUACAUGCACGUCUACUCGCUUUGGAUCUUCGACUGCACUGACGUCAUGGCUCUCUACUCUGCCCACGUCUCCUUCGUGUUCCUCCUCUCGUGGGUGAUCCUGCAUGACCAGUUUGUCGGCGUCAGGACCUCCUCGAGAAGACACACACCUGGGCGUCUCCAGGAUCCUUCUGACACACAGCAGCUCACACACCUGCACAUCAGAGGCCACACAGUCACCAUACCCACGCACUGCACGCCGCUGCACGCCCUGGCUGCUGCUCACAGGUUGUGUUUUCAAAUUACAAGCAGUAACCAAACGGUCCCACAUUGGACCUUCGCGCGCCAAGUAGUGACGUCAAGUUUGCUGCUGGCGGAGAGAUACACCUCCCUGACGGUAACUCCUGCCUCCAGCACCACCGCCAUAUACUCGCCUCGCUCUCUCUCUCUCUCUCCCUGCCGGCCAUAUUGACACUCAGCCUGUCUCCCUCCUGUCCUGUCCAGCUCCGCCUCACGCAGUCCAUGCCCCCGCCUCCCUUCGCGACCCGUCUUGUGUCACAUCAUGCGGCUGUUGCUUGCAAAGGGCGGGCUCGAGCUCCAAAGUUUAUUAGCCUUAGCCCUCGACAUGUCACUUAGCACACACACACACACACACACACACACACACACACACACACACACACACACACACACACACACACACACACACACACACACGUGCCGGCCUCACCCGCGCACUAAUAAUGGUAUAGUUCAUUCUGCUACUCUGUUUUUCCGUGGCAGCAAAGAAUCCAGUAUUUGUGAAGUCGUAUUUACUGUUGAAAUUUAUCGCUUGUUAAACAAUUACGAGCAUAAAUCAAACUGCGUAAUGCGAUUAAAUCCUUGCGUUAAUUGUCUCCGAAUGAACAACAACAACGACGACGACAACAACAACGAUAAUAACAACGACAGGAAAUAAAAAAAACGAAUGAAAGUUAUUGCUACUUGAAUUAUGUGAAGUGAAAUUGAAACAAAUAACAGGAACGACUGUAGGUGAAAAUAGGAGGGUAAGAGAGAGAGAGAGAGAGAGAGAGAGAGAGAGAGAGAGAGAGAGAGAGAGAGAGAGGAACGAAAGAACAAGGUGUGUAAUCAAUAAAAAAGAAAAAAAAAGCAGGGUCAGGCCGGGAUUCCGCUGUAGGAUUUCAAUUCUUCAUUUUUGCAUCUUCCUUUUUUCUCUCCUCUCACUCUGGACGACCUAUGAUAUGCUGUAGCUGGCAGGGUGGCGGUGGUGGUGGUGGUGGUGGUGGUGGAGGAAGUAGUAGUGGUAGUAGUGGAGGAAAAAAUAAAAUAGUUUACCUGAACUCUUGUACUGGUGGUGGUGGUGAUGGUGGUGAUGGUGGUGAUGGUCAGCUCUCCGGGAUAUAAUGAACCCAUGAAAGCUGAGCGCGGCGGGCAGCAUUACAGUGAGGCUGGCUGGCGGUAAUUGUGAAAUGGAGUGUGGUGAUGGUGGGGUGUCGAUAUGGCUGUGUAGGUCGAGGUGUUCCUUCUAUUUAUUCAUCCAUAAUCCGGGUAAUGAGACUUUAAUCAUGUAUUAGCGAAUCACCUAUUUGCCCUCUCACUGUACCUGCUCGUUA
Scylla paramamosain (green mud crab) is the source of this 2936-nucleotide messenger RNA. RefSeq lists its product as uncharacterized. Bases 1016 to 1795 code for a protein of 259 amino acids. Lineage: Eukaryota; Metazoa; Arthropoda; Malacostraca; Decapoda; Portunidae. The transcript has 9 exons. The record is from RefSeq and is a predicted model, not a curated record.